UGUUCAUUGAUCAGUUAAUAGACUAAUUCAGUUUCCACGUUUAAAUAAGUUCCUUUUUUUGUAUGUUUUUUUUUUCCAUCACAUCGUUGAUAGUUGCACUGGUUUGGUUAAAAAGCUGAAAUUUGAUACACGAAUCUAAUUUGUAUAAGGGAGUUCAUAAGAAAUAGUUUGAAGAGGGGGCAAAAUUACGUUUUCUGCUAUGAAGUUAUUGGUUAGUAGGUUGGACUUAACUGUUAGCUAAUUGAGGAAUCGAUUGCUUUGAUUUGAUUUGAUUGGAUUAGUUUGGUUUGGUUUGGUUUGGUCUCUUCAUGCUUUGCAUCUAGUAUCUUCAUUUCUAGGUGGUGGUUUGUGUCUUCUGAUGCUUAGGACUUAGGAGUGUGCCAGCUACUCAAAUACUCCCUCCGCAACACUGCGAAAAUCUGAUUGGAUGCCUAGAGUGGACCACUAAUGAUCCCAUUGAAGUCCAAAUGAUCCGUUAUGCUUGGUCAUUUUACCUAUUGUGAUUGAGAAUGUGGAACUUUGCUUCAAACUGUAUUGCUGGAAGUGUGCGGCAGAAAAAUGAUUCCACAAAGCCAACUCAUUCUGCAUCGGAAUGUUCUGAUGAUGAGAAUUCGGUUGUUGGGAGAGAAGAAGGGCUGGAAUGCCCAAUAUGCUGGGAAUCUUUCAACAUUGUUGAAAAUGUGCCCUAUGUAUUGUGGUGUGGGCACACCCUUUGUAAAAAUUGUAUCCUGGGACUGCAAUGGGCCGUUGUGAAGUUCCCAACGCUGCCAAUUCAACUUCCUCUCUUUAUCUCCUGCCCGUGGUGCAACCUUCUAUCUUUCCGUCUGGUUUAUCAAGGGAAUAUUAAAUUCCCUCGCAAGAACUACUUUCUUCUUUGGAUGGUUGAGAGCAUGAAUGGUGAUAGAGGGAAAUCGCACUCAAAUUGUGGUGGUGAUAAUCAACAACAUUGGCCAAUUAAAGACAAUUUAACCAUGGGAAGCUAUGUAAGCCAUGGAAAUGCCCGGAGGAGCCAAGUUCACCACCCAGAGACAUCUGGUUCUGGCCCUUAUCAUGGCAAUACCGGCGACUAUCUCAGUAUGGAAAGGCUGCAUGCUUCUCUUCGGAAGUCGCUGGUUUUUGUUGUCCAAUUGACAGCUAAGUUCCCAUUGGUCAUUAUAUUUCUUUUGAUCAUCUUAUAUGCGAUACCAGCUAGUGCUGCCAUCUUGGCUCUGUAUAUACUAGUUACGAUUCUCUUUGCUCUCCCGUCAUUUCUCAUCUUAUACUUCUCAUAUCCUAGUUUGGAUUGGCUUAUCAGAGAAAUUGUCACUUGAAACCGUGAAGCAGAAAGUGCCAAUUUCGCAAGCAUUAUGACUAAUGUUUGCUUCCCCCAGUGGCACCCUUUAUCUGAUAUCUUUUACUUUGUAAUUAGCCAAUUCCUUUUACAGGUUGCAUCUUUUCUCUUUUCCAUAUAGAGCCUCAGUAUAAUUGAGUAUUGAUUUUAGCUCUGGUAGAGCUUGGUUCAUUUGUAGGUGUGAUAAAAAUGUUUAGGCCCCAUUUUGGUGGCUAAUAGUGAUUUAUCAAUACAACUUAUACUUUGUACGGACAAAUGGAUAGUCCUCUCUAUACUGUUAAAACUUUCAUGUUUGUAAGUUGUAGUUAUAUCAGUUGUGUUGCUUA
This is a messenger RNA of Arachis duranensis, 1656 nucleotides long. RefSeq lists its product as uncharacterized. The transcript has 2 exons. Bases 510 to 1310 code for a protein of 266 amino acids. The record is from RefSeq and is a predicted model, not a curated record. Lineage: Eukaryota; Viridiplantae; Streptophyta; Magnoliopsida; Fabales; Fabaceae.